Molecule: messenger RNA, 2502 nt
Organism: Funneliformis geosporum
Lineage: Eukaryota; Fungi; Glomeromycota; Glomeromycetes; Glomerales; Glomeraceae
Source: the annotation of a GenBank genome assembly
AUGUCUUCCAUUACAGACGUUAGUGAGCGUAAAAUUCGUCCGAUUUAUGAGGCAAUCGAUAGUGCAAAUUAUAAGUCUGCUUUAUGGCAUUGUAACAAAUUGUUGAAGAAGCAACCUAACGCUCUCAUAUUAAAGGCUUUGAAAGGUUUAAUUCUAGAGAGAACUGGUAAAUCCGAUGAAGCAUUACAAUUAUGUGCUCAAGUAAAAGAAAACAAACCCUCAGACGAACCUAUAUUACAAGCUCUUACUUUGAAUGCCACGCGUCAGAACCCUAAUAACGAAGAAUUCGGUAACCAUUUGUUUAUGGCUAUGGUUCGAAAUGGUGAUUAUAAAGGGCAGCAACAGGCUGCUUUGAAGUUGCACAAGACAUUUGGAGUGAACAAAUAUUUAUUUUGGGGCAUUAUGAGUUUAGUAUUACAGGCAGAAAAUGCUUCUGUAGGACAAUCAUCAAUUUUUAUGACAUUGGCUGAACGCAUGAUGCUCAAAGCAGUUCAAGAAGAUCGAUUGAAAAAGACUGAAGAGGUCCACCUUUACUUGAUUAUUUUGUUGACGCAAAAUAAAAACAAGGAGGCUCUGGAAAUGUUGGAAGGCGACCUUGGUCAAAUAUGUAAGCAUGAUACCGAGAUAAAUUACAUUCGGAAUGAUUUGCUUCUAAAAACUAGCAAUUGGUCCAAGGCAAUUGAGAUAAGCAAGUUAACAUUGACGGAAACGAACUCAGAUGAUUGGGGAGCAUAUUUAACUUAUUUGGAAUCUCGAUUUCAUCUCAUCAAGUCGAGUGAGAAGGAUGAAAAUGGAGAAGAUUUGAAUAAGACAACUAAUUUGGAUGAUGCUCGUGAGCUGUUCCAUUCUCUGCAAGAUAAGGGAUCAGAUUCAGGCGUUGUAAAACGAGGUCCAUUUCUCGCCGAGUUUGAAUUAGAAAAGCGAGUCAUUUCGGAGUUAAAAGAUUGCAAACCGGCAAAAGAAGUAGACAUUUUGGCGAUUGAAUAUUUUCGAAAGUUUGGAGCUAAAGCUUGCUGUUUUGAUGAUUUACAACCUUAUUUGAAAAGUGUUCCGUUAGAAAUCUCCAGGAAGAUGGUCGAAGCGUUCAAGACUUCGAUUGAUAGCACUUGUGAGGAUAUUAAGUCAAGGAUUCAAAAUGUUUAUAAGAAUAUUAAUGUCAAUAAGUUGGAAAGAUAUCUUGGGUUAUUAUCGGAUAUCAGCGAAAGUGAUGCAAUAUUAUAUGUUAAUAAGUUAUGGCGAUCAUAUAAUGAUGCUCUUCAGUAUGGUGUAGAAUUACUAGACACUGAAAAUCAAUAUGGCGACGAAUUUGUUAUCCUGGCAUCUCAUCUUCUUAUUGAUUUGUAUCUCAAAAAAGGCCAGAAUUCUUUUAUACUUCAAGCAAUUUUUCUGUUGGAGAUGGCUUCAUGUAAAAGCAAAUACAACUACCAAUUCAAAUUGUUACUCAUUCGGCUAUAUCAAAUUCUUGGAGUCUUUCAGAGGUCUCUUGAGUUGUACAAGUCUAUGGAUAUAAAGCAUGUUCAACUGGACUCUAUGAGCCAUUACAUUUGUGCUCGGUCGUCAUCUUUUGCAUUUAUUGGAGAAGCUAUUCGAACAUGUUAUGAGACUCUUCAAAUUUAUCGCAGUAACGAUGCGGAGACACCCGAAAUGAUAAUUCAGGCGUUUAAGCUUGCCACCUUUAGCAAGGUGCAAGAAUUUAUUAAGUUUCGUAAGGAGUUGGAUUGUUCUAUGCAAAGAGUUCUUUUAUACAGAGAAAUAAUACGCCUUGACAUUCUGAGCAUUUCAAAAGAUAUUAAGCUUACAAUGGAAUACCUUGAAAGAGAUUUGGACUCGGUCAUUGAUCUUAGUCAUGAUGAUUCUUUUUGUGCAACUCUAUGUGACCAUAGAGACUUUACAGUAAUGACUAAUUGUAAUCCUUCAGACAUUAAAUCUAUCGAGGAAAUUACUAGAGUGUCACCUAUACUUAACGAAUUAGAGAAUUUAGUUAAUUUAGAGAAUAAAGAAUUGAUAACAUUAGAGGAAAGACAUAUAGGUGAGAUAGUGUCAAGCUUGGGUCGUAUAUACAUUACAAUUAAAGACGUUCGGGCGGGUCAAAAAGAAUCUAUUCAGAAAUUAUCAAAAAUUAUUGAUGGGAUCAUUUCUAUCUUAAAAGAUUUCUGCACAGAGGAUUUUACUAAAAUUUCACUACGAGAGAUGUCUUGGAAACACGUGAAUCAAAUUUCAACUUUUCUGGAGGCUUGCAAUUAUAUUAUCAUUGUAAUUUACAUUAUACAUGAGGUAUUACUUAACAAAAACAAAAAAUCGGGGAAUAAAGAAUUGGUUCAAGUAAUCCAAACUUUGAAAAAAUCUGUAAAAGAAAAUCUUGAACGAUUAAACGAACAAUUAAAUGAAUUCAAAAAGAAAUUAGAGAAUGAGGAAGAGUUGUAUUUGGAUCUUUUAUCAUUUAUCAAAUCCGAAAAUGGAUUCAUAGAAUUUUGUGAAAAUGAGUUAAAAAAGUGGGUUUAA